AUGGCGAAUGAAUAUCAUUCAAGUUAUAUUAAUGAAACCGAACAAAUUGCGGAAAUUAAAGAAAACGAUUUACCCGAGGAAAUUUUGUUAUCAACAAGUUUCGAUAGUUGCAUAGCAAUAAGUCCAGACAGUAAACAAAUUGUUAUUUUUAGACCCGAGAAGCAAGAUUUUACGUUAUAUAGUAUUGAUGAUUUAAGUUUGAGUAGAACUAUUUCUCCUAAACAAAUUUACGAGAAAAACAUUUAUCCUCUUAAAAGUAAACGCCUUCAUUGGUCUGAAUCAGAUGUUAAGGGUAAACUUCUUCGUUGGUCUAUAGCAAUAUCUAAUUGUGUACACAAUGAUAAAAACGAACGUCUUAUCGCAUUCUCUUGUUUUGAUGCAAGAAGAUUCCUGCAUCGUGAUGACAAAAAUAACUUAGACUCUGGUGAUAAAGUUAAUAACCAACAUGUUGAUAACGAAAGUGACUUAGAAUCCGGUCGUAAAUAUGUUCCUCAAACACGGGUUAUCUCUGCUACGGAUGGAAGUGAAAUAUAUACUUCCCCAAUUGUUGGUGUUGUAAGAUUUCUUAAUAGUGAUGACAAUAGUGAGGAUAGUGAUAAAUCGUUAAAAAACGAAACAGUGAUCAUUAUAGUUAAUGCUUCGGGAAUUUUCAAAGAAGCUAUUAAUAAUAAAAAAAAAAAACAAGGAUUUUUCUCGCAAUUAUCAAAGAUUAAACAAUUCGAAUUACCCCAACAACUUUCAAAUCGUCUUUCACGUGAUUGGAAAGAUUCAUUGGAACUCUUACACACGAGUAUUAUUAAAAAUUAUUUUAUGGUGCAUACUUUAGAAAAUCGACAACAAAUCAUUGAAAUGUAUAGCUUAAUUACUGGGGAUCUAAAGAUGUUGUUUAAACGUCAUGAAUAUUCGGCAGUCCCCAACAUAAUUCUUGGUUCUCCUAUCUUUUCCAUCUCUCAAAAUGAGAAGAUUUUAGCAUUUUGUCGAGAAACUACAAAUAUUACGUUGUACUCAAUUGAAAAUGGUUUAGAAAUUUCUACUAAACGAUUAGAAGGUCAAAAAGGAAUUUAUAAAAUUGCGGAUAUAAAUUUUAUUGAUAAUGAUAGUAAACUUUUAAUAGUCCUUGAAGAAAAGGAAGAUCGAUAUCGUGGUGAAAUUUCCAAGAAUCAUCAAGUAUUUGUAGUAUGGGAUUUAUUUACCACAUUUAAAAAUUCCGUACGUCAAAUUGAUUAUUCCGAAACUGAGAAUCCCUUGAAAAUGGAUGUCGCAUAUAGAUUAAUGAAUUCUCAUGGAAAUGUGUUUGCGCUUAGAGAUAGAGGAGAUAUUUUUUCAAUGUUAGAUCAUAAAGAUGUGGCUUCAAUUAGAAAACCAACUUCAGGAAAAGCAAUGAUUAAUUUUGAUUCGAAGAAAUUUAAAAAGAUAUCUCCGGAUGAUAUUACUACAAGUAAUCAUGCAAUUUAUACUAUAGAUGGGAAAAGAUCUGACACAUCAGAAUUAGCAAUUAUAAAUAAUGUUGAACCAUGGCAAAAAAAAAAAAAUUAUUUUCGAAUAUCAAUUUACUUGGAUCGUGAUAAAAACUCUCAACUUAUUAUAUCGCAUAACACUAUACAAGUAUGGAAAUAUCGUAAUAAUAAUAAUGCUAUGGAAGAACGAGAUGAAUGUGAUCGAGUAUUAGAAUAUAUCUGGGCUCGAAAAAAAGAGAUCGAUGUUCAAGAACUACAAAUUGGAGAACGAGAAUUUGUGUUAAAGGUUUCAAUGCCUUCCACUAUACCUUCUACACCACCGAAAUCAGUUACGAUACAUUGGCCAAAUAAUGUAAAUGUUCUUGAAGGGGCAUGUCGAGCACUUUAUGUAUUAAGUGAGAAGAAAGACUCCGUAAUUAGUUUCGUGAAUGUCAGUCGAAUUGAAUAUUUGGUUGAACAAACACAAAGAUUAGUACGAAAAUAUAUUCCAAAAUAUGGAAUAUUUAGAUUAACAAGUAUUAGAUAUCCAAUUAUGAAAUAUCUUAUUAAAAGUUCUCAAGAAAAUGGAGAUGGAGGAUCAACAACUGAAAUAUCAAAAUCGGAUUUACAUCAUGCUAUUUUAUGUAUUAAAGAAAGAAAAGAUUCUACAUUAAUUUUAAAAUAUUUGAUAGAUUAUUAUGCUGAUAAUACUAAAGAAUAUAAUAAUCAUGGUUGGAUGUUUACUGUAAGUGAAGCAAUACCUUUAUUAUAUGAUAACAAUUUAGGGGAAUUUGUCCAAUAUUUAUUCAAAAAAUCAUGUUUUGGAAUUACUGAAGCUUAUACUUCACCAUUACAUAUAAAUCCUUAUGAUCAAAAGAAAGGAAACAAUGCAGAUGUGAUACACUCUUUGGAUAUCAUAAAGAUUUAUAUAGUCCCAUUGCCUGAUUUUACAGUAUACCCCAACUCCCAAGGUCCUAAAGAUAAUUUUGAAAAUUAUUCAAAAUAUUUUUGGUUUCUAUUAACAUUUUUGUGGCCACGAAAAAAAGUUAUUAAUAAUACUGAAGAUAUGAGUCCUUUCCUUCGUGUUAUUCAUGAAGAGAAUGGUUAUGAAAUCUAUCGGACACCUACAAUUAUGGCAGUAUUGGAUUUUAAAUGGUCAGCUGCCCAAUCAAAUACAAUAUUAAAAAUUAACCUCGUUGUAUAUAUAUAUACUGGAUGGUAUUUGAUUGUUACGGAAAUUAUGCAAUUAAUAAGAGAAGGAUUGGGUAGAUAUAUGAAUAUUUAUAAUUUGUUUGAUCUAGGAUCAGUGUUAUUACCGUUAGCAGAUAGUAUAGUUGGUAUUUCAUUUGAUCAACAAAUGCAUACUUCUGCAUUUAACUCUGUUUUAGCGUUUACAAUUUUAGUAUUGUGGCUUGAAUUGGAUGAUUUAGGAUUACAAAUUCCUACUUAUAAAAUUAAAGACACGUCGAAUUCUGAUUUAUACUCAAAUAUAACAAUUUAUCAGGAUAUUGAUAAAUCUUCCAGGCUUGAUAAUUACUUUUCAAAUCCAUUUUCAUCAAUAGAAGCCGUAUUCAAUGGACGAUGGGAUCAAUUAGACCAAUGGGGUAGUUAUACUAUAAAUGCAAUGAGUGUAUUGGGAAGUAUAAUAUUAGUGUUAAUUUUCCAAAAUAUGUUGAUCGCAUUUAUGAAUGGUGCUUUUGAUAAGGCAAAUGAAGCAGGUCUUACGGCGGUUCAUAGAUAUCGUGCUGAACCUGUCGCUGAGUAUGAAGCUUUAGAAAAAUAUUUUGGUAGUAGAAGAGAUAAUCCUCGAUACAUUUAUUAUAUACCUGAACCUGAUAUGAUUGAAACUUGGCUUGAGGAAACUGAAAAGGAGGAAAAACAAGAAUUACGUCAUAUGGAUAAUUCAUUGUACUCAAAAAAAUAUCAACAUACACAAGAUGAAGGUUCUUCGAAUAGUAUGGAAAUAAUAUCUAAUAUUGAUAAAAUUUCAUUUAUGGAUGAAGAAACUUUUCUGUCAAAAUUUGCUUCUAAAUCAAACAUGAAAUCACAGAGAAAUUGGAAAUCAAGCAACACAUUAUUAAAGAAAACCAGUUACAAUAAAUCAAGUAAUGAAUCUUUAUCCAAAGAUCCAGGUUCGACAAACGUUGACAAUCAAUUAUCAAUGCAAGAAAAAUUAAAUAACCUAGAAAAUGAAUUUAAGAAAUUUUCAACGAAAUUUGAUGAAUUAGACCAAAAUUUAAAAACAAUAUUAAAAACUUUAAAUAACAUAAAUAAUCCCAAAUAG
Messenger RNA from Diversispora eburnea, 3720 nucleotides. Lineage: Eukaryota; Fungi; Glomeromycota; Glomeromycetes; Diversisporales; Diversisporaceae. The record is from the annotation of a GenBank genome assembly.